Lasiosphaeria miniovina is the source of this 2130-nucleotide messenger RNA. RefSeq lists its product as uncharacterized. Bases 1 to 1989 code for a protein of 662 amino acids. The record is from RefSeq and is a predicted model, not a curated record. Lineage: Eukaryota; Fungi; Ascomycota; Sordariomycetes; Sordariales; Lasiosphaeriaceae. The transcript has 3 exons.
AUGUUUAUCAGUUGCACCAAGCCCCAGACGAACGUAGUAUGGCCCGAGGCGGAUGGCUUUGCCUCGACUGCUGCCGCCGCCGUUGCGCUUGAAGCCUUUGACCAGUGGAUCUUGGACAAGACUGCAACACCACAGCUCUUCCUCAGCCAGCCAAUACCACAAGAACUUCUACAGUCUGGAUACAUGGCGCCCGGCUCGUCGAGCCCGGCCGGAGGAUGGCCCGAGCUGCUGCCAAAACCGGAUCCUCGACUGCGGCUACAGCAAGGGCAGAAACGGAGCCGUACUGUCUCUGAUGAUGUUAGCAGUGCAUCGCAGGCAGGUCUUGGACGAGAUGAGACCUUUCUGCUAACGGGAAGCACGUUCGUGUUGGCUAAUGGGCAGACGACGAACGGCCUCGCCGUCCCAGACUCCAGGAUGCUGAUAUCCCCCCUCACGCGGAGCCCGAAUCAGCUGCUGCCAGAACAGCCAGAGAAGGGGGGCUGCUACUAUAGUGCAUCCUUCUCCACAAAUCCCGAGCUUGCGGAGCAGAAUUAUUUGACCCAAACAUCGGCAGUUGCCCCCGACUUCUCGUUUGCCAACCAAGCGGAGGGUCUAGGAUGGCAGCAGUCGUAUCAUGGUGCUAACACGGUCAUGCAAACCCUGCCACACUAUCAACAAUUUUCCACGGAAGAGCUGUCCAGCGGGUUUCCCCAGGCGUCCUACGACCUUGCAGUGUCGCCUGAGAGCCUGGAAAUCAACGGGUUACCCACCGGCAUCAACUACUACGAUGUCGACGCCAACAACUUCUCCCCGUUCGGCAGCUUCUCGUCGACAGGGGCGUCGGACUUGAUGGAGUCGAUGAUGCUGGACAACGAGCACAGCAGUCCACCUUGGCCAGGUCCGUCGCCUGCAGACGGCACCUUCUACAAUGGCCUCCGACCCGAGCUGGCCCUCCCAAACCCGCAAUUCCAGGACGGCAGUCCCUGGCUGUCGCCAGACCACAGCGUCGAAGCGAAGCCAGCGUCGCCCAAGCCGGAGUGGGUCCCGCCAGCGCCGAGCCCGGGCACGUCGACAGACUCGAUUAACACCCGCUUCUUCAUUGGAAGUGGCUCGACAACCGACUCCAUCUCCUUCGGCCCAGCUCGCACUGACAGCUCGUCGACACACAGCAACUCGCCUGCCUUUCUCGCCCCCCAAUCCGACGCUCCAAAGGCCCGUAAGCAGCUGCCAGACAAGGCGCUGCGGCAAGCCCUCCCGCCCGUUAUGCGGAGCAGCAACAACUUUGUCAACAUGACGUGCACGGACGGCAAGCUGCGGCGGUCAAACCGACACCACCAUCCAUACAGCCCGUCAAGCCGCAGAAGCCGUUCGCUCGUCCAGGGCGAAGGCGGCAACGUGCUCAGCAGGCUAGCACCGGCGCCUGGGUCCGGACCAGAGGGCUUCCAUAGCACCGGGAAGGUGGAGACACCUCUCGACUCGUGUGCGUCUCAGCAGCACGGGGGCGGGUUGUCGGCCACGGCCAGCCUGGCCUCGCCGCAGGGGCACGGAUCCCCCAACGACAGCGACCGCGACCGCGACGCCAAGAACGAAUUCCUGAUCCACGGACGGCGCGUGGGCAUGAAGUACCGGGAGAUCCGCGCACAGGGCGGCUUCACCGAGGCCGAGUCGACGCUGCGCGGGCGGUGGCGCGCGCUGACCAAGAGCCGCGAGAAGCGCGUGCGCAAGCCCGAGUGGUCCGACAAGGACCUCCGCCUCCUCGAAGAAGCCGUCCGCACGCUGGCGCGCGGCGACCUGUCGCCCACGGCAAAGGUGCGGGCCAAGAUCUCGUGGAAGCAGGUGGCCGACUACAUCUACAACAACGACGGUACGUACCUGUUUGGCAACUCGACGUGCCGCAAGCAGUGGGACGAGCUGGUGGCGACGCACGUCGCCGCCGGCAAAGACGUGCGCCUGCCGUUUUACGAGCAGGGCUCCGUCGGCGUGGGCACCUAUGGGGGUCCCAAGGCCUAGUGAGCAGUGGUGGGCGGAGGGGUGCAGCUGGCGGUGGAAGCGCUGUGUGUGUACAGUAGAAUACCUGUAAUGGGAACAAGGUGGUGAUGGCAUCUCCUGGAUCAAGCACUGGGGGAGAUCGCUUAGACAACUGGGCUGAGG